Molecule: messenger RNA, 1323 nt
Organism: Branchiostoma floridae (Florida lancelet)
Lineage: Eukaryota; Metazoa; Chordata; Leptocardii; Amphioxiformes; Branchiostomatidae
Product: homeobox protein HMX3-like
Exons: 2
Biological process (GO): regulation of transcription by RNA polymerase II
Cellular component (GO): nucleus
Molecular function (GO): DNA-binding transcription factor activity, RNA polymerase II-specific; RNA polymerase II transcription regulatory region sequence-specific DNA binding
Source: RefSeq, a predicted model, not a curated record
CACUUGAGCUUUUCGUUCUUCGUAAUCCAAUUACCCAUUGUGUGUGUCCAAUCACCGAGUCGUUUUCAGUUGUCAAGCAUUUAACUUGUAUGACACGUUUAUUUAGACGUUAUUAUUGUUAUCUCUGCUGGACGGCGCCAUUUCGACUCAGCGAGGGCCCCGGGCGUAUUAAGGGUGGGCUGAGGUCUGGAGUGCACGGUAGGCACACUCACACUCGCUACGACCAGUCAGAGGCGUACGGACGCUAACAGUACAACCUUGCUGAGACAGGCCACUCUACAGCAGUACCUGUGCCCGAUCACACGGCACCCUCACCCCGCAGUGUACGCUACACUGCCAAACUCGCUGGGUACUCCACGCGUACGUACGGAACACGCCAGUGCUAACAUGGCCAGCGACCGGGAAGACAGUUCGCCGACUACGGCUACCGUGACAGCGACUAGUAAUACUAACUGUCGCUCCAACAACCCGUUCUCCAUAGAAAACAUUUUGAACUCACCCAAGACGAAGCAGACGAAUUCUAAGAUCCACUCACCUGUGAGCAGGCCCGGGCCAGCUGCUGCAGACGACUCUUCUGCGAAAGAUAACCUGGGCUCGAGAUCGCCGCCGCCUUCUCCUACAAGUGACGGGGACGAGGACGAGCCCAUCGGCCGGGACGCUCAGAUCGUCUCCAGCGCGUCUUCUCUGUACAAACCCGGCAACUCUUGGUUCCCGUGGAUACAGACAGGGCUGUAUCCCACACAUUACCCAUUCGAACGUUCGGUCGCAGCCACACCGCCUUCCACCCGUCCGCCCACGUCCACGGGCACGGCGGCCACCCCGUCCUGUCGGGCUCAGUCUCCCGCCAAAUCCAAAGAUUCCGCUAGUUCAGGGAAGGACACUGUCCACAGCGGCGGGGCGGGAGGGGAAGCAGGGGCGGCGGACAGCGGCGGGAAGGACGACGACGAGAAAGCAAAGGACAAGAAGAACCGACGCAAGAAGAAGACUCGUACAGUGUUCUCACGACAACAGGUCUUCCAGCUUGAGUCGACCUUCGACAUGAAGCGCUACCUGAGCAGCUCGGAGCGGGCGGGCCUGGCCGCUUCCCUACACCUCACAGAGACACAGGUCAAGAUUUGGUUCCAAAAUCGCAGAAACAAAUGGAAGAGGCAGCUAGCCGCUGAACUGGAGGCCGCUAACAUGGCGCACGCUGCCCAGAGGAUGGUACGUGUACCCAUUCUGUACCACGAUAGCGGACACAUGCAUGGCGAAAACCCGCCCCUAUCCCACCCUGCCACCGUCCUCCCCUACCCCCACCCCGUCCCCCACUACAGCCCCUCCCUG